Messenger RNA from Dromaius novaehollandiae (emu), 3370 nucleotides. RefSeq names its product urotensin-2 receptor-like. The transcript has a single exon. Lineage: Eukaryota; Metazoa; Chordata; Aves; Casuariiformes; Dromaiidae. Gene Ontology annotation, cellular component: plasma membrane. Gene Ontology annotation, biological process: neuropeptide signaling pathway; blood vessel diameter maintenance; regulation of blood pressure. The record is from RefSeq and is a predicted model, not a curated record. Gene Ontology annotation, molecular function: urotensin II receptor activity. The coding region runs from base 2168 to 3289 and encodes 373 amino acids.
AUCUUCCCAUAAGAGCCAAAUAAACAAAGGCACGGUCCCCCUCUGCUUCUUUGGGAGUCUCUCUCUGUGCUGGGACCACCCUAACCUGUUGGGAGCAUCCACUUUUCACCUGAAGUUCCUGGAUGAGAAGCAGCCUUACUGAUCCUGCUGCCAUGGCACUGUGGAACUUUCUGACCAAAAGUGCAUUCUCUGCAGUUUGCUGAUCUCUCCCAAUUUGGAGCAUGAACUAUCCCAGAAACUAAAGGCUGCCACAAAGCUAAUCACCUUCUGUUCUGAGACAUAGUGUGCUUUUGGUUCUGAUGACAUGGAAAUGGGGCAGUUCAAUAAGACAAAUAAACUCAAGCCCAAUUUAAACAUCCUGCACAUUCAGUACUUCUCUGGGAAGAAGAGGAGAGAGAGUGACCCAGACCAGUCCAGCAGUCUGCUCACCAUAUCCCAGAGGAGGCCUUUGAAGUCGCCUCCAUGUGAAGCCAUGUGUCCCAUACGCUGCCAUUUGUGUAGCAUGGUCCUGCUGAAACUGGUGUUGUUGCAUAUUAGCACAUCACUUGGGAAAGUGCUUGGAUCCUGCUGCAAAAAGGGCAGUACAGACACUGUUGGUGGGAUGUUUACUUCUCUUCACUGCUGAGAUACUGCUGCUGGAGGUAAGUGGAGGCAUUUGACUCAAACAGAACUAAGCUACUAGACUGAGGAUACAAGAGAGUGUAUCUGGAGCGGCCUGGUAAACCCCCUGUGGACUAACAGCAGAACAUAUUUGGUAAUGGCACAUACGCCUGUGCUCUGCAAACUCUGCUGCAUGUCUGCUCCCUGAGAUGAAGGAGGCUCAGAUCUGGGCAAGGAAAUAGCAGGGUAAUGUUGAGUGCUAAGCCUUUUGGGGCAUGUGUCAUACACCCUAGGAGGCAAUAGUACCUACAUCACACACCUCUGCUUCCUCUUGUGAGGUGAGGAAGCAGGUUAUGGUCGAAAAGGGGAGGGGGGGAAGGUUAGAGGAGGAGGAUGGUCUUUGAGGAAGGGGAGGAAGAGGUGAGUCUAAAAUAUCCAUUCUUUUGAGUCUCCAGGUUCUAGGAUCACAGCUCAUAAUUGCCUGCUGACUGUGGGAUGAGGGGGGGAACAAGGCCAGGUCAUAGGCAAUUGGAGAUGUCCUACCACAUGGUGAUCUGUGGGGAUCUUUGGCUGCAAAACCAGUGGCUAAACUCCAUUGUCUACACCUCAAGGGGUUCUGUUGUCCUCAGAGGAGAUAUGGAGGACAAGUCCACUCAUCCUUGCUUGGCUAAUAGCGAUGGAGAGCUGUGUGGCAGCUCCCUGCCUAUUGCACUUUUGAUGCUGACCCUUGAUUCCCUUCUAAAGCUACAAUAUAAUGACUUUUCCUCCUGCUCCUGCCACAUUAGGGAGUCUUAUCUUCUAGCUAUCUCCUCUCUCAAAGGAUGAAAGCUGUGGAGGGAAAUGGGAAAUAGAAAUGGAAGAAAAGAACAAAAAGGAGGAGAGUGGGAGGAAGGCACUGGGGAAGAAAGAGUGCUCUUAAGGUGUGUAUGAAAGAAGGAAGAGGGAGCCAGCACGGCUCCUCAGCUAGUGGCUAAAAGCCUGAUAUAAAUUGGGAAUGCAUUGACACCAGUGUGUGAAGCUGUGAGUCGGACACAUUCCUCCGCACAGUGAGAGAGAUGACGCUCCAAGGGUUGGUUCAGGGAGGGCAGAGCACACCUCUCCAGCAUCUUUUUGAGCUGAGAGGGUACAGAGACUUGGGAGAAGAAGAAAUCCACUUACCCACUGAGGAGAAAUUUCUGCUGGUUUCUGUGGGCGCAGUGAACACUGGGGAGAGGUGAGAGAAGAGCUGGCGAAGAGCAGAGAUGUUUCCUCCUGGCAGGCAGAGGUUGUUUAGCAUUGAUCAGCUUUGAGAGGAGGAGGGGUCCCUUUCUCAACCCUUUGAUGGUGUUUAAGGAAAACUACUGGACAGAGCUUGUGAUGGACGAGAUCAGCAAAAUGGACUGGACUGCUGGAGGUGAGGAAUAGAUUUUGGUGGAAUACCUUGAUGUCUGCUGAACUCACACUGUCCUUUCCUUCCCUUGGCUGGUCUUGUGCUAAGACUAUACGUUUCUCAUACAGCAAGCGGGGGAGACAGAGGGAAGGAACGUGUCUCUGACAGCCUGACUGCUUUUGCUUCCCGUACCCAAAGAUGUCUUGUGACCCUUUCCUGCUAAGCGCAAGGCCUGGAGAGGACCCUGAGGGUGGUAACUUCUCAGAGGACAGCAGUGGCAGGGGUGAUGGCAACAGUGUCUUGGGAGGUGACAGCACAGUCACGGGGCCCCUGAGUGCAAUGCUGCUGGUCAUGUGCCUCACUGGGAUGGUGGGGAAUAUCUACACUCUGGUGGUGGCCUCUGGCCGGGUUGCAGGCCGCUCGGCAGGAUCCUUAGGGGUCUAUGUGAUCAACCUUGCACUGGCUGAUUUCCUGUACCUCUCCACCAUCCCCUUUGUGGUCUGCACCUACUUUGCCCACGACUGGUUCUUUGGGGAUGUGGGCUGCAGGCUUUUGCUCAGCCUGGACCUCCUCACCAUGCAUGCCAGCAUCUUCCUACUGACUGCCAUGAGCCUGGAGAGAUACUGGGCGGUGACCAGGCCGCUGCGGGCCAGGCGGGCUGGAAAUGCUUACCGCAUGCUGGCCAGUGCCAUCCUCUGGCUCCUCUCGCUCCUGCUAACGGCCCCCAUGAUGGCGAUGAUCCAGCUGCGGGACCAGGGCGGUCACCACAAGCGGAUCUGCUUCCCCACCUGGACGCCAGCUGCCUUCCGGCUUUACCUCACAGUGUUGUUUGCCACCAGCGUUCUGGUGCCUGGUCUGGUGCUGGGUGUCGUCUAUACCCGCCUGGCCCGGGCCUACUGGGCCUCCUCCUCGGGCUUGGGGCCACUGGCCACUGGCCGGGCUUCCUCCCAGAAGCUCUUCUCCCGUAUCUUCGGCAUUAUUGCGGCCUACUGGGCCUGCUUCCUGCCCUUCUGGGCCUGGCAGCUGACCAGGCUGUACGGGGACGAGGGCCUGGGCCUAGGUCCCACUGCCCAGGCCUAUGUCAACUUUGGGGUCACCUGCCUAGCCUAUGGCAACAGCUGCAUCAACCCCUUCCUCUACACUCUGCUCACGAAGAGCUACCGCCAGCCCCCUGGACACAGCGGGAGGGGGCCGCUGGGGCCUUGGGCCCCCUCCCGGGGGGUGGCUCAGGGCACAGUGGGAGACAAUGGCGCCUCUCUGGUUUUCAAGGAGUUGUCCGGAUCAGCAGGAGAAAGCAGGGAGGGCCCAGAGUGGCGAUAAAUGCCCCAGAUGGGAGCUUCUCCUAGCUUUUCACUGGAAUUAAGACCUCCAGGAAGGAAAAAUAAAGCGAGUUGUCUUCUG